Messenger RNA from Echinostoma caproni, 1206 nucleotides. NCBI's taxonomy places the organism in Eukaryota, Metazoa, Platyhelminthes, Trematoda, Plagiorchiida, Echinostomatidae. The record is from the annotation of a GenBank genome assembly.
AUGCCCGUCUGCAUGUACCCGGCGGUACUAGCACCGGAACGCCAUAUUCCAAACUAUGCUCUCCAAGGCGAAGCUGAUUCCAGUUCGCAUAUACGUCAAGGCUCAGCAGUGGUUCCUGGUGAAAUGAUAUUUUCUUCCGGUGCUAAUCUUAUUACCGGUCAUGGUACUUAUCGCGAUGUGGACGUCGACCCUGUCGGGGAUCAAAUAGCUCAAACUAAGGUAGUCGGUGCGACACCCGCCAGCACGGAUGAAGCCAUGCGCAACGCUCCGAUGCGAACCUCUCUCACAGGCCGCGUUCGUAUUGUGAAUAAACUAGUUUACGUGGAACCUCCGAAGGCGCGAUAUUCUGGUAGUGUUGGGGACACCGUUGUCGGUCGCAUCGUCGAGGUUGAACAACGCCGGUGGAAAGUGGAUGUGAAUUCCGCCCUGUACGGGAACUUGGCUUUGGCUAAUGUAAAACUACCCGGAGGUGAACUGCGGCGCAAAUCGGAAGAUGAUGAACGUGCGAUGCGUUCGUUUAUGAAGGAAGGUGAUGUAAUUGUGGCUGAAGUUCACGAGGUUUACAAAGAUGGCACCCUACAACUCCACAUGCCUGGUACUCGCACCGGUAAACUAGGUGGCGGAUGCUUCCUGCGUAUCCCACCAAGUUUGGUCAAGCGACAGAAGAUCCAUCGCCAUCGAUUGGCCAUCCGCCGAACUGUAUCCGCAGACUCUGUCCAUUCAGGACUCUCCACUUCCGGUUCGGUUGAUGUAGUCCAGGUCGGUUUAAUUCUCGGCUGUAAUGGCUACGUGUGGAUAGGUCCGGCGCGAGGCAUGGACAUUGGUCUCGGUCUGACCGCCGCCAUUGAACCGCAUGGAGAUCCAUUGGCAAACGAGACCGGACGACAAGAAUACCUAAUGGAACGCUUGGCUGUCGCCCGUGUACGUAAUUGUAUCUUGGCACUCACGCAGCACGGAAUGUCCGUUUGGGAAACCAGUGUUUUGACCGCUUGUGAAGCCAGCUGGUUUACUGAACAGCCCGGAGAUACGGACGAUGACGAGGAGUAUGAGGACGUCGAGAUGGAGCACGCAGAUGACGUCAUGAAAUCCGCGACGAAGGCAGACGCGGUUCAGCGUCAUCGAAAUCGUAUCGCGCGAUUGCUUCGACCAGAUUUAUCCCGACGCUUGGUUUCAUUGGUUCAGGCCAAAAUUGGAUCUGUUAGUUAA